AUGAACUGGCUCUUCCCGAUCUCCAAAGGGGGCAGCGGCGGCGGCGGCGGGGGGGCCGCUUCCUCCUCGGCCGCCGCCGGGACCCCGCUGCCUUCGACUCUCACCAGCCUCCAGCAGCAGAAGCAGCGGCAGAUCGAGUCCCUGCGGAGCGCCCACACCGCGAUAGCUGAAAUACAAAAAGAUGUGGAAUAUCGAUUACCAUUUACUGUAAAUAAUCUCACAAUUAAUAUUAACAUUUUGCUUCCUCCUCAGUUUCCUCAAGAAAAACCAGUCAUCAGUAUUUACCCUCCAAUACGACAUCACUUAAUGGACAAACAAGGCGUGUAUGUGACCUGCCCUUUAAUAAGCAAUUUCACAAUGCACUCAGACCUUGGAAAAAUCAUUCAGAGCAUACUUGAUGAGUUCUGGAAGAAUCCUCCAGUUUUGGCUCCCAGCUCAGCAUCAUUCCCAUACCUUUACAACAAGCCAGCUGGAAUGUCUCCCUAUGCUCCUCAGAACUUCCCAUUUCUUUCGCCGUAUUUGUCUCAAGAGACGAAUAGGUCUGUAGCAUCCGUGCCUCUUCCAGAAUCACUUUCGUCAGGCUACGCUACAGAUAGACCUGCUGCUCCUUCCUACGGCAUGAUAACGGAGUUACCCUUGCCUGUUCCAACAGCAGAAAUUUUCGCCCAGGGAUGCCAAAAUGGAUACAGUUACAAGAUGCCUGAUCUUCCUGAUGCAUUUCCAGAACUAUCAGAACUUAGCAUUUCACAGCUGACAGACCUGAAUGAGCAAGAAGACCUGCUGCUGGAACAGUUUGUUAAUCUGCCUCAGUUGAAGCAAGUCAUUAAUGAUAAGGAUGAUUUAGUGAAAAGUAUUGAAGAGCUGGCAAAAAAAAAUCUGCUUUUGGAACCUGGUUUGGAGGCAAAAAGGCAAGCGGUGCUGGAUAAAUAUGAACAGCUUACCCAGUUGAAGGCCAUGUUUGAAAAGAAGAUGCAGAGGCAGCAUGAACUUAGUGAGAGUUGUAGCGCAAGUGCUCUGCAGGCAAGACUGAAAGUAGCUGCCCAUGAAGCAGAAGAGGAGUCGGACACUAUUGCAGAAGACUUUCUGGAAGGGAAAACAGAGGUUGAUGACUUUCUUAGUAGCUUCAUGGAGAAGAGAACAAUUUGCCACUGUAGAAGAGCCAAAGAAGAAAAGCUUCAACAGACAAUAUCAAUGUGCAGCCAGUUUCAUGCUCCACUAUAGAUUUUUCCAGUUUCCAAGGCGAGGGAACAGAUCCAGCAAAAGCACAUUUUCAUAUAUAUUUUGCAAAAAAAGCAUUUCAUCAUGGUUGUAUCUAUAGAACAGUCUGUAAGAGCUGGAUGGUUUUUUGUAUAAAUUAGAGUGUCUUUAUAUGAUCACUUUAUCCAAGAAAUCCUACUGCAAUUUUUGCACUAAUAUUUUCUGUAUUUAUUAUGGAUAAUACUUACCAUGUUUAAGUUCCUGCUGCUAUCUCCACCCACUUUAUAGAUUAAAUAUCUAAACAUGCAA
Molecule: messenger RNA, 1506 nt
Organism: Euleptes europaea (tarantolino)
Lineage: Eukaryota; Metazoa; Chordata; Lepidosauria; Squamata; Sphaerodactylidae
Gene: VPS37A
Product: VPS37A subunit of ESCRT-I
Exons: 12
Coding region: 1-1221 (406 amino acids)
Biological process (GO): protein targeting to membrane; ubiquitin-dependent protein catabolic process via the multivesicular body sorting pathway; protein targeting to vacuole
Cellular component (GO): ESCRT I complex
Source: RefSeq, a predicted model, not a curated record